AUGUCAUCCAAAAGUUAUGAUCGAUAAAAAAUAUUGAAGGUCGAAGCAAGUUUUGGUCUGACAAAAGAGUAGUAUGAAAAAAAAUAUUUAUUUCAUCGAUUAAAGGAGAGAUUUUUACAUAGCUCUGAUUUAUCAUUAGAGACAAUCACUCCAGAAGGACAUGAAAAUAUUUAUAUUCCCAUGGAUAUUCAAACUCCAACUUAGGCAGAUGGUCUGAGUUAUGAGGAUGAAUAAGCCCUAAGAAUGCAUGGAGCUCAAAUAUGUUUUCAAGCAUGCAGUCACUUAAAAUUGCCUUUAACUACUGCCAUUACAAGCUUGGUGAUUUAUCACAGAUUCUUUGCAAAGAAUUCUUUUGUUGAUUACGAUUAUCGUGAAAUUUCAAUGGCUUCCAUAUAUUUGGCAGGCAAAGUAGAAGAAACAGUGCUGAAAACCUGGUACAUUGCUAGUACUUUCAGCUCCGUGUUUUAAAAAUAAAAAUAAACUCCGUUGGACAUAAUAAUAAAAUAGGAGAAAUUGAUACUUAAGGAACUUGGGUUUGAAUUAUUUAGAGUUUCAGAUCAUCCGCACAAGUUCAUAGAAUCAUUUUAUCAUUUUAUUAAGGUCGACAAGCAGGUAGCUCAAAAGGCAUGGUGUUACUUGAACGACUCAUACAUGACUGAUUUAUGUGUACAUUUUCCACCCUAAGUUAUUGCAGCAGGAGCUCUCUAUUUAGCAUUGAGGAUCUGUAAUCAUCCAAUGCCUUCUUAACCAUGGUGGAUUCUAUUAGAAGCUACUUUGGAUUAAAUUGAGUAAGUGGCUGCAACUAUAUAUAAUAUAUAUGAAUUCGAAAAGAUUGAUUUUCGAUAAGCCAGAAGAAUUCUAGCCAAAGCCAAUAGAGUAGCUUAUGUAAUUUAACAUAGUGAAAUUUAUGGUAUUCCAGAGAAAAUUGAAAAACCAUUAGAAGCUAUUAAAUCAACACCCUAAUAAUAAUAAUAAGAAUAAUAAUAAAAUACUAAAGUAGAACAAUAAAAAUCACCAGUCGAUAAGAAAAGCAUGAAAAAAAGAAGUAGGUCUAAUGAAAAAAAAAGUAAAGAUAAAAAGAAUAAAUCUGAGAAAAAGAAGAAGAAAGAUAAGGAUAAAAAGAAAGAAAAAAAAGACAAAAAAAAGAAAAGUAGAUCUAGAAGCAAGUCAAAUGAAAAAAAAUAAUCAAAAAAAGAUAAAAAGAAGAAUAAAAAUAAAAAAGAUCAGGAAGGAUAAGAGAAAAGUAAAAACAAAGAGUCUGAGCUAGUUAUCUAAUAGGAUGUCAAUUAAAUUGAAACCAAAAUGGACAUUGAGACGCCAAAUGAUUGCAAUAACAAUAACAAAAGCAACAACAACAAUAUCUCAUAAUCAAGCACAGGUAACGAAUUAAAAAAGGAUGACUAAUUGUGCCAAAUACCUAUUACUGAUUAGACAAAUAAAGAUCCAUAUCCUUCAGCAUAACAUGUUAUUAAUGACGUUUAGCAGCCACAAUAAUUGCAUGAUGAAAAAGAAUAAUUGAAAGUGUAAUUGCCAUUAUAGAGUAAAUAGGAUUUGAUUGCUUCAAUAAAAGCAAUUCUAAAAACUUAAUAAUUAUAGAAGGAGAAUAGUAAAGAUUAAGAUAAAGAGAAGGAGAAGGAGAAGGAGAAGGAAAAAGAAAAAGAAUUAGAAAAAAAUGAAGAAUAGUCUCCAGAUGAAUAAGAUUCAGAAGAAGAUGAACAAUUAUAAGCACUUAAAUUAAAAAUGUUAGCAAAAAAAAGAAAUGAUUUGUGA
Paramecium tetraurelia is the source of this 1770-nucleotide messenger RNA. RefSeq lists its product as uncharacterized. The transcript has 5 exons. Gene Ontology annotation, biological process: regulation of transcription by RNA polymerase II. Gene Ontology annotation, cellular component: nucleus. Lineage: Eukaryota; Ciliophora; Oligohymenophorea; Peniculida; Parameciidae. Gene Ontology annotation, molecular function: cyclin-dependent protein serine/threonine kinase regulator activity. The record is from RefSeq and is a predicted model, not a curated record.